AUGGCGCUUCUGCAAAGGCUGCUGCCCCUCGCCCUGGCGCUGGCCCUGGGCCCGGCCGCGACCCUGCAGGGCCCCGCCAAGUCGCCCUACCAGCUGGUGCUGCAGCACAGCCGGCUCCGGGGCCGGCAGCACGGCCCCAACGUGUGCGCCGUGCAGAAGCUCCUCGGCACCAACAAGAAGUACUUCACCAACUGCAAACAGUGGUACCAGCGGAAAAUCUGCGGCAAGUCUACAGUCAUCAGCUACGAGUGCUGUCCCGGAUAUGAAAAGGUCCCAGGCGAGAAAGGCUGCCCAGCAGCCCUCCCGCUCUCAAACCUUUAUGAGACCCUGGGAGUUGUCGGGUCGACCACCACUCAGCUGUACACGGACCGCACAGAGAAGCUCAGGCCGGAGAUGGGAGGACCCGGCAGCUUCACCAUCUUCGCCCCCAGCAAUGAGGCCUGGGCUUCCUUGUCGGCUGAAGUACUGGACUCCCUGGUGAGCAAUGUCAACAUCGAGCUGCUCAAUGCGCUUCGGUACCACAUGGUGGACAGACGGGUCCUGACGGAUGAGCUGAAACAUGGCAUGUCGCUCACCUCUAUGUACCAGAAUUCAGACAUUCAGAUCCACCAUUAUCCCAAUGGGAUCGUAACUGUCAACUGUGCUCGGCUGCUGAAAGCCGACCACCACGCCACCAAUGGUGUGGUCCACCUCAUCGAUAAGGUCAUCUCCACCAUCAGCAGCAACAUCCAGCAGAUUAUUGAGAUUGAGGACACCUUCGAGACCCUCCGGGCUGCUGUGGCUGCAUCUGGACUCAACACCCUGUUGGAAAGUGAGGGCCAGUUCACACUCCUGGCCCCGACCAAUGAGGCCUUCGAGAAGAUCCCGGCUGAGACCUUGAAUCGGAUCCUGGGGGACCCAGAGGCCCUAAAAGACCUCCUGAACAACCACAUCCUGAAGUCGGCCAUGUGUGCCGAAGCCAUCGUGGCUGGGAUGUCCAUGGAGACCCUGGAGGGCACCACACUGGAGGUGGGCUGCAGUGGAGACAUGCUCACCAUCAACGGGAAGGCCAUCAUCUCCAACAAAGACACGCUGGCCACCAAUGGCGUGAUCCACUACAUCGACGAGCUGCUUAUCCCAGACUCGGCCAAGACGCUGUUUGAGUUGGCUGCCGAGUCUGAUGUCUCCACAGCCGUUGACCUUUUCAGACAAGCUGGCCUGGGCACGCAUCUCUCUGGAAACGAGCAGUUGACGCUCCUGGCCCCCCUGAACUCUGUGUUCAAAGAUGACACCCCUACCAUCGAUGACUCCACAAAGGAUUUGCUUCUGAACCACGUGAUUAAAAACCAGCUGGCCUCCAAGAAUCUGUACCACGGACAGACCCUGGAUACUCUGGGCGGCAAAAAACUGAGAGUGUUCGUUUAUCGGAAUAGCCUGUGUAUCGAGAAUAGCUGCAUCGCUGCCCAUGACAAAAGGGGGCGGUACGGGACCCUCUUCACCAUGGACCGGGUGCUGACCCCCCCAAUGGGGACCGUCAUGGAUGUCCUGAAGGGGGACCACCGCUUUAGCAUGCUGGUUGCCGCCAUCCAGACUGCGGGGCUGACCGAGACCCUCCAUCGGGAAGGGGUCUACACAGUCUUUGCUCCCACAAAUGAAGCCUUCCAAGCCAUGCCACCAGAAGAACUGAACAAACUCUUGGGAAAUGCCAAGGAACUUGCCAACAUCCUGAAAUACCACAUUGGCGACGAAAUCCUGGUUAGCGGAGGCAUCGGGGCCCUGGUGCGGCUGAAGUCUCUCCAGGGCGACAAGCUGGAAGUCAGCUCGAAAAACAAUGCAGUGUGUGUCAACAAAGAGCCCGUUGCUGAAACUGACAUCAUGGCCACCAAUGGUGUGGUCUAUGCCAUCACCAGUGUUCUGCAGCCUCCAGCCAACAGACCUCAGGAACGCGGGGAUGAGCUUGCAGACUCUGCACUGGAGAUCUUCAAACAGGCCUCGGCAUUUUCCAAGGUGAGGCGCCUGUGAGCAGGCCUGUGUCCUCUUAGGCCCGUGGGGCUCUCCAGGCCUCUGUCCUCCUUGACUGCCCUCCCGGGAAUCUCGCAGACCUUCUCUCUGCUUCCGUUCCCUGCCCACGUGGACUUCCGAGGGAAGAACACAGGCAGCGCCUGUUUCCUUUAGGCCUGGAGCCCGGGCCUUAGAACGGGAAACCACUGCUGGUGUAAAGGCUGCAGGCUUUACCCUGGGUCCCCGCUCUCCAAGGGGGGCACAGCCUAGCCUGAACUGAGCUUGUUGUGGCCUGGCUAGC
Messenger RNA from Echinops telfairi (small Madagascar hedgehog), 2281 nucleotides. RefSeq names its product transforming growth factor beta induced (gene TGFBI). NCBI's taxonomy places the organism in Eukaryota, Metazoa, Chordata, Mammalia, Afrosoricida, Tenrecidae. The transcript is spliced from 15 exons. Gene Ontology annotation, cellular component: extracellular matrix. Gene Ontology annotation, biological process: cell adhesion; extracellular matrix organization. Gene Ontology annotation, molecular function: cell adhesion molecule binding. Bases 1 to 2001 code for a protein of 666 amino acids. The record is from RefSeq and is a predicted model, not a curated record.